AUGUCAUUCCUCAAGAAAGGUUAUCAAGACUUAUGAAAAGCAAUAAUCCGUCCGCCUCGAGACGUUUAUGAAACAAAAGAACUGGGACCUACUGAAUUUUGCAUUGGAGAACGAAGCUUCAAACGCACCGACAUCUCUCUACAAAAUCGUCGAGGACUAAGGCUGGAAUGCUCCCAUUUUGAGCCCGUUGCAGAAGAGAGAGUCUGCGCUCAGCUACCUUGUGUUAUAUAUCUCCAUGGAAAUUCAAGCAGCCGACUUGAAGCUUUAGCAUCAGUUCCAGUCCUUCUCCCAGCAAAUAUCACAUUAUUCUGUCUAGAUACAUCAGGUUCUGGCUUAUCAGAAGGCGAAUAUAUUUCAUUAGGGUGGUAUGAGCGCGAUGAUGUAGAUUAUGUGGUCGAAUAUCUGAGGAAUUGUGGAACUGUCAGUUGUAUAGGACUUUGGGGAAGAAGCAUGGGGGCAGUCACUGCUCUUUUGCAUGCAGAUAGAGACCUUUCAAUUGCUGGAAUGGUCCUUGAUAGUCCUUUUUCAAACUUAAAAGUCCUUACAAAAGAGCUUGCAGCAAUUUACGCAAAAAAUAUCCCUGGAAUUGUGCUUUCAGCUGCAAAAUCAAUGAUAAGAAAAACAAUAAGAAAAAAAGCGAAUUUUGACAGUAAUGAGCUAGAUCCUUUGAAGCAUGUAGAUAAAUGUUUUAUUCCUGCUUUAUUUGUGGCUGGAGAGGAUGACACAUUUGUAAACCCAAAACAUUCCCAGAUAUUAUAUGAUAAAUAUGCAGGAGAUAAAAACAUCAUAAUAGUGGAAGGAGACCAUAACAGUGACCGGCCUCAAUUUAUGCUAGAUUCAGUUGCUAUUUUUUUUUAUAAUACUUUACAGUGCCAAUUUUUACCUCAGCUUGAAAUAGUUCCAAGAUCAGCUAAAAAGCGAAAAAAGUUCAGUCGCAACGCAAGAGUAUUUGAAAAAGCUAGAGAAUUUCAAGACAAUUUAGUAUCAGAAGAAGAGCUACUAAGACAAGCUAUUGAAGAAAGCCUCAAAGUGUCAGACGUUAAAAAUGAAGAUCCAGUAGAGAACUCCUAUGAGUUUUUAUAA
Blepharisma stoltei is the source of this 1083-nucleotide messenger RNA. NCBI's taxonomy places the organism in Eukaryota, Ciliophora, Heterotrichea, Heterotrichida, Blepharismidae. The record is from the annotation of a GenBank genome assembly.